AUGCUCUCCUGCCUCCUCCCGCUGCUCCUCAUCGUGCUCGUCUUCCCCAAGUCCAGCGCCCCGGCCCGCAUCAACACCGGGCUCACCCUCUUCACGCUCGCGCUCCUUGUCGUCCCCGUCAUGGACGCCGUCUACGUCAAGGGCACCCCGCGCCUCUACGGCGCCUUCGACGUCACUGUCGCCGCCACCGUCAUGUGCGGCGUCGCCGACGCGCUCGUGCAGGGCGGGGUCAUCGGCUUCGCCGGGGAGCUCCCCGAGCGCUACAUGCAGGCUGUCGUCGCCGGAACCGCCGCUUCAGGUGUACUUGUCUCAGCACUUCGAGUGAUCACAAAAGCGAGCUUCCCUCAGGACCCCAAUGGGCUAAGGCAAAGCGCAAUCCUGUACUUCAUGGUUAGCAUGGUGGUCAUGAUCAUCUGCAUAGUGUGCUACAACGUGGCGCGCAGGCUUCCAGUCGUGGUGUACUACAAGAACAUCAAGCAGAGGGCUCAGAAGGCGGAGGUGGGCGGCGGCAUGACGGGGCCUGCCUGGAGGUCGACGCUGUGGAGCAUUGUCGGGACGGUGAAGUGGUACGGGAUAGGAGUGGUUCUCAUCUAUGCAGUCACCCUGUCCAUAUUUCCGGGGUUCAUCACGGAGGACGUGCACUCGGAUGCGCUCAAGGACUGGUACCCCAUCAUGCUCAUCAGCGCCUACAACGUGUUUGAUCUCAUCGGCAAGUGCCUGCCGGCCAUCUACCUCCUGCAGAACUCCAAUGUUGCCGUUGCCGGUUCGUUCACGAGGCUCCUGUUCUAUCCCCUCUUCUAUGGCUGCCUGCACGGACCCAGCUACUUCCGCACCGAGAUCCCGGUCACCGUGCUGACCUGCCUUCUCGGGCUCACCAACGGGUACCUGACCUCCGUGCUCAUGAUCCUCGCGCCCAAGGCCGUGCCCAUACACCACUCCGAGACCGCGGGGAUCGUUAUAGUGCUGUUCCUUGUGGUUGGGCUGGUCCUCGCUUACGCUUUCUGUUGGCAGUUGAACACGAAGUUGAAGAAGUUUUUGCAUAUAAUUGAGAACUCUCCAGUUUACCCAGUUAUAUACUCCGUAUAUGAUAACAACAGCUUCCAGUCAGGAUUUCUUUGA
Molecule: messenger RNA, 1119 nt
Organism: Triticum turgidum subsp. durum (durum wheat)
Lineage: Eukaryota; Viridiplantae; Streptophyta; Magnoliopsida; Poales; Poaceae
Source: the annotation of a GenBank genome assembly